CGAGAAUAGCGUAGAAAGGAAGUAAGCGAAACGAAUAAAACCAAUCGGGCAUUGACAAAAUCGGACUUACCAUUCCUUAAAUUUUUGUUGCUAAAUAAUCAGUCAAUCAGUUUGAAGCCUCAUCUCAGAUCAGAAAGCCAGAGUAAGAGUAGGGAUGAUAACGACGCAUAAUCACUCCUUCUGUAUCUCCCACUUUCAUACGUCAGAAGCCUCAUCUCAGAUCAGAAAGCCAAAGUAAGAGUAGGGAUGAUAACGACGCACUCCUUCUAUAUCUCCCACUUUCAUACAUCAGUCGAUAUGCUGAAGUUCAUCAAGAUGGACAUCACAACAUCGUUGCGAUUAUUUAUAAUAAUACUUGGAUAUUUACUAUUUGUGUCGUUCAGUCAAUGUCACAAACCGGACUCGUUUCAAGAUACUUUGGGCCAUAUAAAAUCGCGCACGUCCCCAGAAAUUCAGGCAAAAGCAGCUGAAGAUGUCGCGGAAAGAUUGCUAGGCAAAAAGAUAUCUAAAUUGUUUAUUAUGAUACUGGAUAUCGAUUUGGGGCCUGUUGGUAAAGAUACUUUCAAGAUAACAAAAAAUCCUCUAGGCGAAAUCGAAAUUCGCGGCACUUCCGGAGUGGCAAUCACAUGGGGUUUGCAUUAUUACUUGAAAAACUAUUGCAAUGUUCAUAUAUCAUGGGACGGUACGCAAAUUUCGUUGCCAAAUACCUUGCCGGACGUUCGAGUUAAAAUUAUAUCAAACGACAGAUUCAGAUAUUAUCAGAACGUGUGCACUGUGGGUUAUAGUUCGACCUGGUGGCAAUGGCAUCAAUGGGAAAAGAGCAUCGAUUGGAUGGCCCUUAAUGGAAUUAAUCUUGCCCUCGCUUUUACUGCGCAAGAGGCGAUCUGGCAAAGACUGUAUCAAGAAUUGAAUCUGACAAAAGAGGAGAUCGACGAGCACUUGGGUGGACCUGCUUUCUUACCCUGGGCGAGGAUGGGCAAUAUUCGUGGCUUUGGUGGACCAUUAUCAUCAAAUUGGCAUAAUUAUACAAUACGUCUGCAACACCAGAUUCUUCGUAGAAUAAGAGAUCUCGGAAUUAUACCUGUACUACCGGCUUUCGCCGGUCACGUGCCGCGAGCUUUUGCCAGACUUUUUCCAAAUGCUAAUAUGACGAAGAUCAAUCCGUGGAAUAAAUUCGAAGACAAAUAUUGCUGUCCUUAUCUGUUAGAACCGACGGAUCCACUAUUUCGGACUAUUGGAGAAAAAUUUCUUCGAAUGUACAUCGACGAGUUUGGUACCGAUCAUAUAUAUAAUUGCGAUACUUUUAACGAAAACGAACCCGGCAACAGUGAACUUGUAUAUUUGAGAAACAUUGGCAAUUCGAUUUUCUCAGCUAUGACCGCGGUCGAUUCCAAAGCAAUAUGGUUAAUGCAAGCUUGGCUGUUCGUGCACGACAUCACGUUUUGGACGAAGUCCAGAGUGAGAGCUUUCUUGACCUCAGUACCUUCAGGACGAAUGUUGGUAUUAGAUCUACAAUCUGAACAGUUCCCACAAUACGUCCGAUUGAAAUCGUAUUACGGCCAGCCAUUUAUUUGGUGCAUGCUGCAUAAUUUCGGUGGCACUUUAGGAAUGUUUGGCUCCGCGCAAAUUAUUAAUCAGCGUACAUUCGAGGGUAGAAACAUGAAUGGCAGUACCAUGGUGGGAACCGGUCUGACACCCGAGGGUAUCAACCAAAACUACGUAAUUUACGAACUGAUGAACGAAAUGGCGUAUCGUCACGUGCCCGUCGACCUCGACAAUUGGUUCGAAAGUUACGCCACUCGAAGGUACGGCGCAUGGAACGAAUAUGCGGUGGCUGCUUGGCAACACCUCGGCAGAACAGUUUAUAAUUUUAUCGGCACACAAAGAAUCAGAGGACAUUACGUUAUUACCAGACGGCCGAAUUUAAAUAUUUCACCAUGGAUCUGGUAUGAUCGAAAAAAUUUCUAUGCGACGUGGAACGUGUUUCUGAAAGCGAGAUACGGUAGAGGAAAUAAUACCCUCUACAGACAUGAUGUGGUUGAUAUAACCAGACAAGCUCUUCAGUUAAUGGCCGACGAUAUUUACAUGACUAUACUAGAUUGCUAUGAGAAAAAGAAUAUCACUGCUUUUCGAACGUCCGCAAACUCUCUGUUAGAACUUUUCGACGAUCUCGAGUCUAUUCUGGCAUCAGGAAGUAAUUUCUUGCUGGGCACCUGGCUAGCCCAGGCAAAAGACAUGGCCGUUGACGAGGAGGAGAGGCGAUCUUACGAAUAUAAUGCAAGAAAUCAAAUCACCCUGUGGGGCCCAAAUGGCGAGAUUAGAGACUAUGCGAACAAACAAUGGUCGGGGGUGAUGGCGGACUACUUUAAGCCCAGAUGGGAGCUUUUCCUAAAAGCCCUUGAGAAAUCACUGGUACAAAGAACUAAGCUCAAUAUCACCGAGAUUAACGAUAGAAUAUUUCACGAAGUCGAACGACCUUUUACUUUCUCUACGAAGCUUUAUCCAGUAGAGGCAAAAGAUGAUACUAUUGACAUAGCAAUGAAAAUAAUUUCCAAGUGGUACGAAGAAAAAUCAGUAUCAUCAUCAUUAUUAUCAUCACACACAGAGACAGGCUAAAAAAGAGUUACGAUCUAAAAGACACUCUUUCUUUUUUUUAUUUAGAUAAGAUAAGAAUUAUAUAUAUUUCAAAAAAUCUCCUCAACGCAAGACAAUAUUAACAAAAUAAUUUUCAAUGAGGUAUAUUAAAUACGCGUUUCCUAAGUUUUCAUAUUUUAUUUAAUAAGAAUUUAGAAAAUUCAGUAUCUUUCUAUGAUCUAUAUGGAUAUAAUUACUUUUUCUUUUUAUAAGGAAAUAAACUUUUUCUUACAA
Wasmannia auropunctata (little fire ant) is the source of this 2868-nucleotide messenger RNA. RefSeq names its product alpha-N-acetylglucosaminidase (gene Naglu). The record is from RefSeq and is a predicted model, not a curated record. The transcript is spliced from 15 exons. Lineage: Eukaryota; Metazoa; Arthropoda; Insecta; Hymenoptera; Formicidae. The coding region runs from base 247 to 2616 and encodes 789 amino acids.